This is a messenger RNA of Nymphaea colorata (pocket water lily), 1197 nucleotides long. RefSeq lists its product as uncharacterized. The record is from RefSeq and is a predicted model, not a curated record. NCBI's taxonomy places the organism in Eukaryota, Viridiplantae, Streptophyta, Magnoliopsida, Nymphaeales, Nymphaeaceae. The coding region runs from base 37 to 1110 and encodes 357 amino acids. Gene Ontology annotation, molecular function: heme binding; electron transfer activity. The transcript has 2 exons.
CGCUGCUGUGCCUCUUGUUGCUGUGUCUUGUUUGUGAUGGCAGAAGUGAUGGGGACUCAAAAAGAUGCCGUUCUUGACACGGGCAGCGCCUCCAAGACUGAGAACGUGCCGCUCCAGGUCACCUCCAUCCGUCUGACCAAGGACAAUUACCUAUCUUGGUCUGCCGCUCUCGAGAUUGGGAUUACUAGCCGUGGGCGUCUCUCUUACAUCACUGGCGACAAACCUGCGCCCAUCAAAUCUGAUCCUCAAUGGGCAACGUGGGCGUUGGAGGACAGCCAAGUGAAGGUGUGGAUUAUCAGCUCCGUGUCAUCCGAUAUCCAGCCCCUCAUUCUGCGGAAGCCGACCUCUUUUGAUAUGUGGACUGUGCUUGCAAAGAUGUAUGGUCGCAAGAAGAGACAUCUGCGUACCUAUCAGAUUAAACGCAGUAUUUACUCUCUGACACAGGGUGAUUUGUCUGUUGCUGCCUUCUAUGCUGCCCUGAAGACCAAAUGGGAGGAGCUAGAUUAUCAUGUGACUGAUGAGUGGACGUGCGGUUCAGAUCAUUCCCUCUACUGGGAAAAGGAAUGGAUGGACCGUACGUUUCUGUUUUUGGGAGGCCUGCGGGAUGAAUUUGAGUCUAUUCGUAGCCAGAUUCUUAAUGGUGAUGAGAUUCCGGGGAUAGAGGAAGUAUAUGCUCGUGUUGAGUCUGAAGAACAACGUCGCCAGGUGAUGCAUCUUGACACCGGUCAUGGCCCUUCUGCCUUUGUCAGCCGUGCCUCAGGGACUGGGCAGCGUCCUGCCCGACAUUGCACUCAUUGCCACAAGUUGGGGCAUUCGGUGGAUUUCUGUUGGGAUCUUCAUCCCGAGAAGAGACUGGUCAGAGGUCGUCCUCCCUCUGGCAAGCGUAGCCCUACUGUGUCUGAUUCCAGUCAGAGCAAUUCUUCUAGUGGUGCAAAGUCCAAGUUGUCUCCUGCUCAACUCAAGGAGCUACAGGCGUACAUUAGCCGUCUAUCUACUACCCCUGAGGAGUCCUCCACGUCUGAAGGGGCUCAGCUAGCCCAAGCCCUCGUUGCCUCGACUGAUCAAGGACUUGGUGACGGGGAAGAAGAUUGGGAUUGGUUCGGUUACUGAUGGGCUCUACAGGCUGCCGGUACAAGUUGCUUCAGCGUUGAUUUCUGCCACGAGUGGUCACUUGUCUGGUGUGAAUGAUAGAUCUAC